CUGGUGUGCUUGUCCACCUCUAAUCCAUUCCUCCUCUAGCCAUUUCAUAUCCGUUCCUCCACGCGGUGCACAAUGUACAAAGAUCUUGGUAAAGCGACCCUGAAGAAGCAUCAUCUAGCAAAGGUGGUAAAGAUUCAUAUAAAAUUAGAUUCUUAUCAUAUAAUAAAUAGAUGAAUAAGAUAAAAUGACAGUCAAAGUCGAGACGGGAUGGCAAACGUAAAAUACGAGUAUCAGAGGCCUAUCGCAUGUAUGCAUCCGAUCGACCAAUGCCCGUCGCGACGUCUCAUCGACUAUUAAUACGCCCGAGUUAAAUCGGUCGACGUGGAUAUAUACGAUGAUGAAUUAAUCAUCGAAUCGGCUCUUGGGGGUCAAGCAUCUCAAGGGAAGCCACCCCAUUCAUCUGGAUAGCCGAGCCGAGGGAAGCUGGGAUUUCCGCAAAGCGUAUCCAGCAUCAGCCAGGACUGGGUCCAGAGUAUCGGACCUUAAUUUCCGCGGCUUUUCCUUAUCACCGGUGGACCAGAGGAGAUAGAUAAAGCGAGAAACUCGGCAUUCCUCGCGGCACACCUGGCAAGAGCAAACGUCUAUUAAUAUCGGCAAUACCGAGACUCGAUUUGCCCCCGAGGGUCCUGAUUGGACGAUCUCGAUCGACCCAUCGAUGGGGCAAUCGGCAAAUCGGGUACAAAAGAAAGGGCCGACCCAUCAAGCGGCCCCAAUUUUAUAUUUCACCGCCGAUAGGCAGACAUUCGCGUUCUCCACCCGCGAGUGGCGAUACUCGAGAAAGGAGAAGGCGCCGAGCAGCGUCCUUCGAUCCCGGUCGACUCGCCCCCAAAAGAGGAUCCUCUCUUCCGGGGGUGCCGAACGAACGAGAAAUAGUGAAAUCGAAGGAAAGAAAGAUAGAGGAAAAAUCCAACGAGACCGAAGGACAUCGAGAAGAGCGCUUUGAAACGGCCGAUACUCCUUCUUCGAGGUCCUCUUCGGGGUGUCCUAGCCGAGCGAGAUGUCGGGGCGGCUGCCUCUCUCGCAGAUGCCGGUGGACUCGAAGUGGCGCCACGGGCCCACCUAUGUCUACGACAUGAAUUACGGUUACGGUAUGAACUAUUACCAGCCGAUGAUCGACUAUAUCGAUCGGAGGCAGGUCGGAGCCAAAUCCGAGUAUCCCCACCUACCCUGGUCGGACGGCCGGCUGGUCUGGGAGAGCAACGAAGUGCUCCCGUACACGAAGCCCGACCUGGUCAGAAGAGCGGUCGACGCCGAGUUGCAGGCGAAGCAGCACCUGGCCCACUUCAAGGUACGUCGCGCCUCUUCGAGGUGGGUUCUCCGCCAGGGUUGGGUCGAGGGGCGCGAUCGGUUCGAGUUCGGCUCGGGCUCGCUCGGGCUCGCUCAAGCUCGCUCAAGCUCGCUCAAGCUCGGCGCAGCGACCGCCUGACCUUUCCGGCUUCUAAUUCGGUACCGAGGCGCCGCCGGGAUUCUCCUCCCCAGAGACGCCCAAGAGCGUCGGCACGGAAGACGCGCGACGUCGGAUCGAGCUUGAAAUACGCGGCCUGAGGGUGCAGCGUUAAUUUUAAUUCCUACUAAUCGCGAUUAAUCUCGAUUAGUCGGGAUUAACGGAGCCGCGGUUACCUCUGGGGAAGGCUUAGCACACGAGACGAUCGAAUCUCCUCGAGAUCGACAUACUUGAAUCGGGUCAAUUCCCCGGAUACGCUGGCGACCCCAGGGUCGCGAGUCCAUCGGGUGGGUUGUCCUUGAUCUCCUACCCCGUCGGGAACCUUAAAAAAAGCCUCGGGUUAGAGUCAAUUCAGGAGAUGGAAUCGGUCGGGUCGCGAUAUCUCGAUGUACUUUCGGAGCGCCCGGCAAGCGCUCCGGAUGCCAGAUCGGAGUAGCGAGACAUCAAAGAGGUCUCAAAAUAUCCCCGGCGUGCAGAGGCAGCGGCCAGGUCAUACGAAUUGGCACCGGCCUCUAGAGCGCCUUCUCUCGUCGCGACUUUCCCGCCGUGGGUAUCACGGAGUAUUAUCGGAUAGUACUCCUUGAUACUCCGGCAUCGAGCAACAUCCCGCGAAAUUCCCGAAGAUCGCGAGGCGUUCCGACUUCAGCCUCUCGAAGACGAUCGAGGCGAGCCGAGUGACGAAGGACGUCCUGACCACGGCGACGUUGGCGAACCCGAUCGUCCGGGCUAGAAGCGAGCCGCGAGAGAUCGCCCGGA
Molecule: messenger RNA, 2200 nt
Organism: Orussus abietinus
Lineage: Eukaryota; Metazoa; Arthropoda; Insecta; Hymenoptera; Orussidae
Product: paramyosin, short form
Exons: 1
Coding region: 998-1426 (142 amino acids)
Source: RefSeq, a predicted model, not a curated record